AUGGACCUUUCUCUACCAUCAAAGUGUCAUGGGAAACCAUCACUGAAAGCCCGUAUUAUAAACUGCUACAGUCCAACUAAUGUCAAAUCUAUACAGAACCCACGCAUUGCUGAUGAGUUUUACUGUGGGCUCCAGGAAGCUAUCAGAAUUCCUGCCAGACAUGAACUUUUCAUCAUGGGUGAUUUUAAUGCUAGGCUAGGGAAACGGACUAAAUCAGAUUUUGAAAGUGGUCUUCAAACUAACAUGGGAAGACAUGGUAUUGGUCGGCGUAACGAAAAUGGCGAAAGGUUGCUAGCUUUCAUGAUCACUAAUGGACUCUAUGCAGCCAACACUGCAUUUUCACAUGCGAGCAGACACACCAACACUUUUACAGGAUGGAUUAAAGACCGUAGAUCCAAAAAGUCUGUACCCUGGUUUUCUCAAAUUGAUUAUGUUUUAUGUAGAUCUAGAAGUACCCCUCUGCUUGUUGACGCUAGGUCUUACGCUGGUGCAAAACUUCAAUCUGAUCACAAAAUUGUAAAAGCAACUUUUGACCUCAGUAAACGUUACAAACUUUACAGUACUGCCAAACACAAAGUCAAGCAGUAUAACACCAACUCAUUGGUUUGUAGCAAAGAUGUUCAAAGUUCUUUUCAACAAAAUGCUGCUCAGAAGAUUGAAACUGAUACAUCUGCCCAGUCAGUCACUGAAAGUUUUAACAACCUUUUCGAGGCGGUUAAAAUUGCUGCAUCUGAAACAGUGGGUAUGAAAGGAAACACAGCCAAACGUCACAGAACAUCAGACCCACAAGUCGUCUCUAUGUCAGAAAAGAGACACCAAUUACUACAACAUUUAAACGACAACAAAAUGCGUGACAGAACUAUCCUGCGUAAGGAAAUCAACAGACUCAAGAAUGACAUUGCAAAGCGCCUUAUUACACUUGAAACCGCUCAUGCCGACCUUCUAGCUGAGACGAUCAACUCCACUGAUGAUACCAGAAGAAUGUUCGAAGCAACCAGAGCAAUUUCAAGCACAAAGGACACUCCUCCUAUUUCAGUAUUCCUACCAGAAACAGAAGAACUUGCUCUCAAUGACGAAGAUAAGGCAGACAUAGUCAAGAACAUUAGAUACGCCUAUAACUGCACUUGA
Molecule: messenger RNA, 1128 nt
Organism: Bolinopsis microptera
Lineage: Eukaryota; Metazoa; Ctenophora; Tentaculata; Lobata; Bolinopsidae
Product: craniofacial development protein 2-like
Exons: 1
Coding region: 1-1128 (375 amino acids)
Biological process (GO): chromatin remodeling
Cellular component (GO): nucleus
Source: RefSeq, a predicted model, not a curated record